AUGGCCAACUCGACUGGUAUGUCGUCGGCAGCCAAAGUUGGUAUUGCCAUCGCAGCUGCUUUUGGUAUCGUGCUUCUCUUCUCCCUCGGUCUGUACCUUUGGUGGCGGCAGCGAGAAAAGAAGGAGAUGGCCAAGGGAAUGAUCAACUUUGUGGACGGAGACAUCGUUACUCUUGUCGACCGAGGCCGAUUUGAGAAGCCAUCCAAGCCGAAUUACGCAUACGACCCCUACUACGAGAGCGGAAGUUCCAGCCAGUCCUUUCAACCUGCCCCGCAAUACUACCAAGCUCCGUCAAACUACACACUGCCACCAGUUGAGGGACAAAAUGCACAUUAUGCAGCCGGUCCCGCUUCCGCUUCUACGAACUACACGGUGCCGCUAGCUGAAGGUCACAAUGGCUAUUAUGCCCCCGGCCCCGCCCCUUCCGCUCCCAGCGUUUCUCCACACGCGUCGUCCCAAGACAUGCCCUCUCCAUCCGAAUCGAACCGAGUCGUUCCUCCACCACCUGCGACAGUCGCCGACUCCAAUGCCUGGGCCAAUACUGGACGGCAUCCGUGGUCUCCGCCAGACUACGAGGUCCAUUUUCCGGUCUCUGCAUCCAGCCUGCAGCCAGACUACGACUUCAGCUCACAUGCGCAGCAGAGGGAGCCUAUGAUGACUGGGAACAGGAAUAGCACUUAUGCUAUCGCAGGUUUACCUGCAAUUCUCCCCGAACCGAAGCCGAACCCGCAGGCCGAAUUGCCCGCCAGAGAAGGCCAUCAUGGCUGGGGCCACGAGCAAGAGUUGCCGGCGCCGCAGCAGGCACCGUUAAAAAGGCAGCCACCACCUCAAGGAGCCGAGAUCGAAGAACAAAAAUUCUUGUUGGCAGAUAUCAUACCUCUACGACAGAAAAAAUCACGGCCUGAUAUGCCAGGACCAGCUGGGUGA
This is a messenger RNA of Cryphonectria parasitica EP155, 927 nucleotides long. RefSeq lists its product as uncharacterized. Lineage: Eukaryota; Fungi; Ascomycota; Sordariomycetes; Diaporthales; Cryphonectriaceae. The transcript has a single exon. Bases 1 to 927 code for a protein of 308 amino acids. The record is from RefSeq and is a predicted model, not a curated record.